AUGAAUGACGUAGUGGUGCGAGUGCUGGUGCCACUGGACCCUAACGCUGCCUCAUCAUCAUCGAAGGUCGCCAAGACUGCCGCGCCCGCAGGCUUCGAGGAAGUGCAGGAGACUCUGCCUGGCAUCUUCAGCCUCAAGGUGCUCAAGCACAAUCUGUGCAAGCGGCGCUACUGGAACGCAGACAACUACCGCCUCAUCCUACGCACCUUCGAAGAUGAAGUCCUACUCGAGGCCGCAGAUGAAGAUGUCGAUGUAGAUGACGACGUAGGGCGCAACAAGGGGGGCGGUCGAGGCCAGGCCCAGGCCCCGCUGGCCGACCGAAAAGAAGGCGCGGCCGGCGGCAUCGGUGGUGGUAUGAACAAGAAGGUCGAGCUGUGGACCUGGCUGCAGGACGAAGACACGAGCCUCAUGGACAUUCCUGGCAUUGCUGGCGGCGGCGAGGUGUACCUGGAGGCGCGGCGGCCCGACGGCGGCUGGCCCACGGACCGGUUCGACCCGGUCAAGGCGGCCCUCGUCAAGGCCGAGCAGGCCCGGCGACGACAGGCCAACCAACAGCGACGCGCCAAGCAGCAGCCGGACAUGAAGAAGGUCAACCUCUUCGCAGUCGUGGAUGACGUCAGCACCACCACCAGCACCGGCGGUGGAGGUGGGCAACGGCAACAGGCCACGGAGAAGACUGAGGCAACGGGCCAGCAGCAGGCGGCGCCGAGCGGCUGGUCUGCGUUCCUCCAGCAGGGCAGAGAUUUCCUGAGCGGCGCGCAAGGAGGAGGGUGGUACGACGACGAAGACGAAUGGGAAAAGCCACAGCAGGCGAGCGGCUUCCCGGCCUUCUCAGCUCCGCCCGGCUAUCAGAUGAGCGAGGAAGAACAGCUCCAAGCUGCGAUGAUGCUCUCCCGCGUGGCCGCCGACGAAGACGCCGACAAGGAGCAGGAUUUCGAGGGGCUGAUGCUGAGCAAGGGCCUGCUGAUCAAGAAGAUCAGCGACGACGGCAACUGCCUGUUUGGCGCCGUGGCCGACCAGGCCUACGCCGACCCCGCCCUCCACGCCGAGCUCCGCAAACAGUGCCUUGACUACAUGGAGAAGGAUCGGGACCACUUCUCGCAGUUCGUGACCGAGGACUUCGAGGCCUAUGUGCUGCGCAAGCGGUGCCUGGGCGUCUACGCCAACAACCCGGAGAUCCAGGCCCUCUCCGAGAUGCUCGGCCGGCCCAUCGAAGUCUAUUCCUACGCCUCAGAGCCGAUGAACACAUUCCAAGGGGCGGGUGGCGGCGGCGCUCGGCCCAUUCGGAUCAGCUACCACCGGGGCAACCACUACAACUCGCUGCGAUCGCUCGACCCGACGACGGAGGAGGCGCCGCUGCCCGCACUCGCGCCAUCGGGGGCAGCAGCGGCAACGACAGCGCCGCCGUCGCAGGCUACGCCAGCCGGCGAGGGCGAGAACGCGUGCUUCCUGUGCGGACAGCAGUGCGUCGACUACGAGGACCUCCAGAUCCACAUGUUCACCACGUGCGAAAAGAAGGACCUCCUAUGA
Acanthamoeba castellanii str. Neff is the source of this 1530-nucleotide messenger RNA. RefSeq names its product OTUlike cysteine protease. The coding region runs from base 1 to 1530 and encodes 509 amino acids. The record is from RefSeq and is a predicted model, not a curated record. The transcript is spliced from 6 exons. Lineage: Eukaryota; Discosea; Longamoebia; Acanthamoebidae. Gene Ontology annotation, biological process: protein deubiquitination. Gene Ontology annotation, molecular function: K63-linked deubiquitinase activity; cysteine-type deubiquitinase activity.